GUCUGGCAACACUGUGUGUGGCGGCGGCGGCGGUGUAGUGCCAUUGUGAGCGCUGCGUCACCGCCCGAUAUCUGUAAUAAUCAUGGACGGCCGUAGUCAUCCUGCCCACCACGGCUAUCAGCACACACCGACUCCCGUCAACAGAGGCGUCACCGGCACAACUCAACAACCGAAUUUCAGCGGACAAGAGCUCUUGGUACCACAAAAGACUCACUAACCUGAUCCUGGAUAUCAAGGUUAUACCGCUACACCACCAAUACCUCCACGAACUCACUCCAUCACCAAUCCACACCAAAAUCCUUCCCUGAGAGACGCCUUCCCUCCACCUUUCCUCACGACCUAAGGCGCUCUGAUUUUUCCCCUCCUUGGAAUGUGUUGUUGCCCACUCAAGCUCCCCUCGUUUUCAACGUAUUUCACCUCAAUUAUACUCCCUUCCUUAUACAUAUAAAGAUAUAGAGAACUUAAAUUAUGAAGAGAGUAAUACUACAUGAUAUAAAAUGGGUAAAUAAGCCUUACACUACUUAUAACAAUAAUAAGGAUAAUGUCCGAAUGGCAGGUAACCGGAACACGGGGACACUAAGAAAACGUGAUCCCAUUCAAGGUAAACUCGGCCAAUAACAUGACACCUGCCACCACCACUCCUCGCCUCUCUGCCUCCACCAUCUCUCGUCCCUCUCUGCUUACCUCUUCCUACCUCCUGCAUUCUGCCAAGAAGAGAAGGAGGAGGAGGCUUGAGUUUUCUUCAAGCGAUAGCAGUGAGGAUGAGGAAGACGUCGACGAUCCCACACCUUUGGCAACACCUCUACCUCCACCAACAAGGGGAGGGAGACAACGGCGUGGUGGGAGAGUGCGACGCACCAGAGGUCAGAGACGGGGGGGUGAUAGGGGUCACUUUACCGCGCCUCGACAAACACGCCGCGAUCCUUCGCCUCUCCACAGCUCUGAUGACUCACCAUCCUCACCAUCUUCACCACAACAACAUCAACCACAACAGGGUGUGGUUGAUGCUAUCUCGUGGAGGGAAUGCGAUGAGCACACACCUGCUGACUUUCCAUUUCAAGAUCAAUCAGCAGGUGUACAGCCUGAACUGGGAUGUACUGCCACUUCAAAUAUUCUUGAUUUUUUCCUGGCAUUUUUUGAUGUGACAGUCAUGACUCUCAUAGUCAACGAGACGAACCUGUACAGGCAACAUUUGCUCAACUGGGGACGGCCGGGCUCAGUGCGAGAGUAUGCACACAAGGCCCCCUGGACUGAUGUGACUGUCCCCGAAAUGUAUGUGUGGCUAGCAUACACAAUGCUAAUGGCACAUGUCAAAAAACAUGAUUUGAAGGACUACUGGAGCAGAAAUGUGAUUAUCCAAACUCCCAUCUUUGGGAAAUAUAUGUCGAGAGACAGGUACAGGUUCAUAUACAAGUAUUUGCACUUCACCACCUCCAUGGGCCCUGUACCUAAUGAUCGCCUCUACAAGUUUCGUCAUAUAAUGUCUCUGGUCCAGGAAAGAUUUACCAAGUUCUUCAAACCAUAUCAGAAACUGGUUAUCGACGAGUCGCUCGUCCUCUUCCGCGGGAGACUGAGUUUUAUCCAGUACAUCCCGUCUAAACGUCACCGUUUUGGCCUCAAAUUCUUUGUGCUUUGCGACUGUAAGACGGGAUACGUACUGGAUUUUAUAAUCUACACCGGUACAGAUGUGGAUAUUCGCUCUGGGGACCCACACGGAUUUUCAGGAGCAGUAGUGAAGACCCUGAUGGAUAAACACUUCAAACAAAACCACAUCUUGUACACGGACAACUAUUACACAUCACCAGCAUUGACUCAGUAUCUCCUGCAGGAAGAAACAGGCACCUGUGGUACCGUCAGGAAAUUUCGAAAGCACUGGCCAGCAUUCCCUGACACACAAGAGCGGGGAACAGUGAAAAAGAAGGAGGGUGGACCCAUGUUGGCCCUGCAGUGGGUCGAUAAGAGACCAGUCAACAUCCUGACAACGGUGCACACAGGUGACCUGCAGGACUCAGGUAAAGUCGAUCACCACACACAGGAGCCAGUGAAGAAACCUGACGCGGUGAUCGACUAUAACAUCAACAUGCGCCUCGUUGACAAGAGCGACAUGAUGGUAAGCGAUAUCGACUGCCUGAGAAAAACUCGCAAAUGGUACCGUAAGGGAUUCCUGCACAUUCUUGACCUUGUGGUUCUGAACUGCCACAUCCUUCACCAGCAGCUGACUCAGAACACCAGCCUCUCACUGCGUCUGCUCGAGAGGCAAAUUAUAAGUCAGCUGUUUGAGAAGUUUGGCACCAUUCUGCCUAGGAUAGGAGCGGUGAGGGACGUCAAUGACAGGAUGGCAGCAGCUGAGUACAUGGCUGCACACAAGCUGGUCCUGAACCCUCUCAGACCUUCAGGCAGGGCAGGAUUCAAUAAGUGUCAGGUAUGCAUGUACACAUCCCGCAGGGACAAGAAACGUACCGAGACAAAGUACAGGUGUGCUGCCUGUAAUGUCGCCUUGUGCCCUGUAAACUGCUUUGCUGAGUUCCAUUCUCUUGAGAACUACUAGCAGGAGAGUGUUGGGACACUGUAAAUAUUGUGACUAUAAAUACCUACAUGUAAACUAAUAAGUGAAAUAGACGCUAUAGUACUAAAUGAAAAAUAAGAAAAACAGUAAGAAAAACAGUACAGUGCGUGAAUGUCUGUAAAUAGUAUAAAUAACUAUAGUGUAAGUAAUGUGACAGAGACACAGUAGUAAUAAGUGUAAAAGAAAAAUAAAGAAAAA
This is a messenger RNA of Scylla paramamosain (green mud crab), 2764 nucleotides long. RefSeq names its product piggyBac transposable element-derived protein 4-like. The record is from RefSeq and is a predicted model, not a curated record. The transcript has 2 exons. NCBI's taxonomy places the organism in Eukaryota, Metazoa, Arthropoda, Malacostraca, Decapoda, Portunidae. The coding region runs from base 620 to 2548 and encodes 642 amino acids.